UAUAUAUUUUUUAGGAUAACCCGAGACUUACCCAUAUGAAUCUGUGCCAAGUUUUAAAACCAUGCUUUUAUUAACUCUCCACUGAGGACAAAACAAAGCUGGCUCAAACUCUUGCACCAAAAUAAGUUAAAUAACUACAAGCCAACAUACAAAGGUUGCUCUAAAAUAGUGUAUGCAAAGUCAGUUAACACACUACCCCUUUCGAAUUAAAAAACAGUUAUCUUCUCUUCCCCCCUAAGCCAUCUCUCUCUCUCUCUCUCUGCUGUAAAGAAAAGAAAAACUAGAAAUACCCAUCUAAAAUUCCAUUUCCUUCUGCAGAAAACAUAAUGGCCUAGCUGUUUCUUGGAUCCGGAGAUUCUGGGUUUCUUUCAAUUAGUAUAAUACUAUUAAACAUAUAGUUAUAAGACUUGGAAAAGAACAUUAACCCACAAGACAUGAUUUGGUUCCUCCCAUUGUCUCUCCCUAGGCUCAAACCCUCUUUUUCUCUGCUGUUCCUCUCGUUGGAGUUUGUAGCAUAGCUGUAAUGCCUGUAAAUCCAUGGCCCCUCUUUUCCUUCUUAUUCUUCUCUUCUACCCUUGUGCUUCUCUUUCCUUUUACUGCUUUCGCCGUCAACCAACAAGGCGAAACUCUUCUUUCAUGGAAGAGAAGCUUGAAUGGAUCACCUGAGGGGUUGAAUAAUUGGGACUCGAGCAAUGAGACUCCCUGUGGAUGGUUCGGAAUUACUUGCAACUUUAACAAUGAAGUUGUGGCAUUGGGUUUGAGGUAUGUCAAUUUAUUUGGAACACUUCCCUCCAAUUUUACUUUUUUGUCUUCCUUAAACAAGCUUGUUCUGUCUGGAACCAAUCUUACUGGCACAAUCCCAAAAGAGAUUGGCACUGCUCUUCCUCAAUUGACUCACUUAGACUUGAGUGAGAAUGCCUUGACCGGCGAGAUUCCAAGUGAGCUUUGUAACUUUCCCAAGCUUGAACAACUCCUUCUCAACUCAAAUCAACUUGAGGGCUCCAUUCCAAUCGAGAUCGGAAACCUCACUAGCUUGAAAUGGCUAAUCCUCUACGACAAUCAACUUAGCGGUUCCAUUCCCAACACCGUAGGCAAGUUGAAGUAUCUUGAAGUGAUUAGAGCUGGUGGCAACAAGAACCUUGAAGGUUCAUUGCCUAAAGAAAUUGGCAACUGCAGCAAUUUGUUGAUGUUAGGCCUAGCAGAAACAAGCAUCUCAGGUUUUCUCCCACCGAGCCUCGGCCUCCUGAAAAAACUCCAAACCGUUGCCAUCUACACCACCCUCCUUUCCGGCCAAAUCCCUCCAGAACUCGGUGACUGCACCGAGCUCCAAGACAUAUACCUUUAUGAAAACUCACUCACUGGCUCAAUUCCGAAAACAUUAGGCAAGCUCCGAAACCUUAGAAACCUUUUGCUCUGGCAGAACAACUUGGUUGGUAUUAUCCCUCCCGAGCUCGGAAACUGCAACCAAAUGUUGGUGAUUGACAUAUCAAUGAAUUCCUUAACCGGAAGCAUUCCGCAAUCAUUCGGCAAUCUAACUGAACUCCAAGAACUCCAGCUUAGCCUCAAUCAAAUCUCCGGAGAAAUCCCAGCACAGCUUGGAAACUGCCAGAAGAUCAUUCACAUCGAACUCGACAACAAUCAAAUCACUGGCUCAAUCCCACCUGAAAUAGGUAACUUAUUUAAUCUCACACUCUUUUACUUAUGGCAGAACAAACUCGAAGGCAACAUACCGCCUUCCAUUUCCAACUGUCAAAACUUAGAAGCCAUAGAUUUAUCUCAAAAUGGCUUAGUGGGGCCUAUUCCAAAAGGAGUUUUUCAACUGAAGAAACUCAACAAACUCUUGCUUCUUUCCAACAAUCUCUCCGGUGAAAUACCGCCCGAGAUUGGAAACUGCUCGUCUUUGAUUCGUUUUCGAGCUAAUAACAACAAGGUUUCCGGAACUAUUCCGGCCCACAUUGGAAAUUUGAAGAACCUGAACUUCUUGGAUCUCGGAUCGAACCGGAUUACCGGAGUAAUCCCGGAAGAAAUAUCGGGUUGUCAAAAUCUCACAUUUUUGGAUUUGCAUUCAAAUGCUAUUUCUGGUAACUUGCCACAGAGUUUUGACAAGCUCAUAUCACUCCAGUUUAUUGAUUUCUCCAAUAACUUGAUUGAAGGCACACUGAGUCCAAGUCUUGGUUCACUGAGUUCACUCACCAAACUCACUCUUGCUAAGAACAGGCUGUCAGGUUCCAUUCCGAGUCAACUCGGUUCCUGCUCCAAGUUACAGUUAUUGGACCUGAGUGGAAAUCAGUUAUCAGGGAACAUUCCGUCAAGUGUUGGAAAGAUCCCGUCACUGGAAAUCGCUUUGAAUCUAAGCUUGAAUCAACUUAAUGGGGAGAUUCCGUCAGAGUUCACGGGGUUAAACAAGCUUGGCAUUUUGGAUAUUUCGUAUAAUCAUCUUACAGGCGAUCUUCAACAUCUCGCAGCUUUGCAGAAUCUUGUCGUGCUUAAUGUCUCGCACAAUAAUUUCUCGGGGCACGUGCCUGACACGCCCUUCUUCUCGAAGCUUCCUCUCAGUGUACUUGCCGGGAAUCCUGCUCUUUGCUUCUCCGGUAACCAGUGCGAUUCUGGUGACAAGCACGUUCAGCGAGGGACGGCAGCGCGUGUGGCAAUGAUUGUGCUGUUGUGUGCCGCAUGUGCGCUCCUUUUGGCAGCGCUCUACAUUAUCCUAGCAAGCAAAAAACGUGGCAGUGGGGCCCAGGAGUGUGAAGGUGAGGAUGACGUGGAGAUGAGUCCGCCUUGGGAAGUGACUUUAUAUCAGAAACUAGACUUGUCAAUUGCUGAUGUGACACGAUCGUUGACAGCUGGCAAUGUGGUAGGACGAGGCCGGUCCGGUGUGGUUUACAAGGUUACCAUUCCGUCUGGAUUAAUGGUAGCUGUUAAGAGAUUCAAGUCGGCAGAGAAGAUUUCAGCUGCAGCAUUUUCAUCCGAGAUUGCUACAUUGGCGAGAAUUCGGCACCGAAACAUUGUCCGUUUACUCGGGUGGGGAGCAAACCGGAAAACAAAGUUGCUGUUUUAUGAUUACAUGGCUAAUGGCACAUUAGGGACAUUGUUACAUGAAGGGAAUAAUUUUGGAUUGGUGGAGUGGGAGACGAGGUUUAAGAUCGCAUUAGGGGUGGCAGAGGGGCUAGCGUAUUUGCACCACGAUUGCGUACCGCCGAUUCUGCACCGAGAUGUGAAAGCGCAUAAUAUCUUGCUUGGGGACCGGUUUGAGGCAUAUUUAGCCGAUUUCGGGCUGGCUAGGCUGGUUGAAGACGAGCAUGGAUCAUUCUCUGCAAACCCACAAUUUGCAGGGUCCUAUGGAUACAUUGCACCAGAGUACGCUUGCAUGCUUAAAAUCACUGAAAAGAGUGAUGUAUAUAGCUAUGGAGUGGUCCUUUUAGAGACAAUAACUGGAAAAAAGCCAGUCGAUCCAUCAUUCCCGGAUGGCCAACAUGUUGUCCAAUGGGUCAGAAACCACCUGAGGAGCAAGAAGGACCCAGUUGAAAUACUUGAUCCUAAACUGCAAGGCCACCCAGACACACAAAUACAGGAAAUGCUUCAAGCUCUUGGAAUCUCUCUUCUUUGCACAAGCAAUCGCGCUGAAGAUCGCCCGACAAUGAAAGAUGUGGCAGUAUUAUUGAAGGAAAUUCGACAGGAACUGAUCACAGGCGGUGAGGCCCAGAAGCCGACCAACAAAUCAUCGAAAACGAUGGAAAGCAAUCCAUCAUAUUCAUCAUCCUCGGUGACCCCAGCUCAAUUGUUGAUGCUUCAACAAGGGUCUUCUCGUUGCUCACUUGCUUACUCAUCUUCAUCAUCAACUAGUAUUAUGUCAAGUGCUAAUCAAUAACAAUCUCCUUGUGUAGUUUUGAGAGUUAUUCAAAUAUAUUAGUAUUGUUUUUUAGAAUAGGGAAAUACAUAAAAGAGUUAGCGCCACAGGGGUGUUUUGAUCAAUAGCUUGGUACCGAGAUGAUAAAAUUGAGUACAUAGCAAGUUCCUUUUAUUGUC
This is a messenger RNA of Populus trichocarpa (black cottonwood), 4026 nucleotides long. Its product is annotated as leucine-rich repeat receptor-like serine/threonine-protein kinase RGI4. Gene Ontology annotation, cellular component: plasma membrane. NCBI's taxonomy places the organism in Eukaryota, Viridiplantae, Streptophyta, Magnoliopsida, Malpighiales, Salicaceae. Gene Ontology annotation, biological process: protein phosphorylation; hormone-mediated signaling pathway. The record is from RefSeq and is a predicted model, not a curated record. The transcript is spliced from 2 exons. Gene Ontology annotation, molecular function: protein binding; ATP binding; protein kinase activity. Bases 524 to 3868 code for a protein of 1114 amino acids.